AUGAAGUCUGCAAGAGCCGUGGUAGCUGCGAAUCACUCUGCCGCAAUGGCGCGCGGCCAGGCAAACGGGUCCCUGACCCAGGAAUACCAACGCCCCCCUUCACGCACUAUUACAGGUUUGAGACGGUGGUCAAUAAUCAAUCGAGAUCUGCCACCCGUGCCGCACGUGAAAGCGAUCCAUGUCUACGACUUCGACAACACAUUGUUCCAGAGUCCUCUCCCUAAUCCACAGUUAUGGAACGGGCCGACCAUCGGUUUUCUUCAAGCCUACGAGAGCUUCGCAAACGGGGGAUGGUGGCAUGACCCGAAUCUACUUGCUGCCACUGGGGAAGGUGCUGAGAAAGAAGAAGCUCGUGGCUGGGAAGGAUGGUGGAAUGAGCAAAUCGUACAAUUGGUCAAGCUCAGCAUGCAGCAGAAAGAUGCAUUGACAGUGCUACUCACUGGCCGAAGCGAGGGCGGCUUUGCAAGCCUUGUCCGGCGAAUAGUUGACAGUAGGAAACUGGAGUUUGACCUCAUUUGCCUCAAGCCGGAGGUUGGGCCAAACAGCGAGCGGUUCUCAACUACCAUGGAGUUCAAGCAAUCUUUUCUUGAAGACCUUAUUCUCACAUAUAGCCAGGCCGACGAAAUACGUGUUUACGAGGACCGUGUGAAACAUGUUAAACAUUUCCGAGAGUUCUUUGAGCAGCUGAACCGGAGGUUUCAGACUGCGCAGAAUCCCUCUCCCAGAAAAGCAGUUAAUGCGGAAGUGAUACAGGUAGCGGAAGGGGCUGCGUUUCUGUCGCCGGUGAUUGAAACAGCCGAAGUACAACGUAUGAUCAAUUCUCACAACGAUGCUGUCCGCAACCGGUCAGGCAAUGGUACAAAGUCGCCGUAUGGCCCCCUGUGCAUUAAGCGCACCAUCUUCUACACCGGGUACCUCAUAUCAAAUGCGGACUCGAGUCGCUUGAUCAGUCAAACACUGAACCCAAUGCUGCCCUCGGGGCUUGCUGAUUCUAAUGACCUUAAGUACAUGGCUAACAGUAUACUAAUCACGCCUCGCCCUGCGCCUCGGUCAAUUCUAGACAAGGUCGGCGGUCUUGGUAAGAAGCUGAAGUGGAAGGUUACCGGCACUGCAGUCUUUGAACAUAGAGUCUGGGCUGCUCGGUUAACUCCGGUCCCAGCAACAGAGAAGUAUUACACAGAAAACCCACAGCCCGUGGUAGUCUUAGCUGUGCGCAAAGGUGCCCGUCCUAUUGACGCUGGCAAAAUCCAAAACUGGCACCCUGUGCCUGCUGAUAAAACUUUCACUUUUGAAACAGUCGUUGGCGAGAAAGUGGUUUUGCGUGUUGAAGAACAAAAUCCCCAUGAAGGAGAGUGGGAGAGCCAGUUUUUGAAUAAGAAUCACAAGAGACGUCAUCCGCAAGAUCGUGAUGAAGACACUUCCUACGCAAAUUCAGGCGGAACUGGCCAGGAAGGCCCAUCAGGAAGGCCAGCACCCUACAACUCACGGCAUGGUGGCCGCCAUCAUCACGAAGACGGUCCUCGCCGUGGCGGAUCAUAUCGUGGACGUGGACGUGGGUCCGGUCCUAGAGGUAGAGGGCACUCAAACCGAGGGGGCCAACGUGGCAGAGGCCGUGGGCGCGACGCCGGACCUCCCCAAGGCUAUAGAUCGUUAGAUGAUUAUACUGGAUACGAUGGGCCGUAUGAAGAGAAGCCUGGUCCCGGGACUGGUGGCCCUGUGAUGAACUACUAG
Messenger RNA from Aspergillus pseudonomiae, 1731 nucleotides. Its product is annotated as rRNA 2'-O-methyltransferase fibrillarin-like protein. Lineage: Eukaryota; Fungi; Ascomycota; Eurotiomycetes; Eurotiales; Aspergillaceae. Gene Ontology annotation, cellular component: box C/D methylation guide snoRNP complex; small-subunit processome. Gene Ontology annotation, biological process: box C/D sno(s)RNA 3'-end processing; rRNA methylation. The coding region runs from base 1 to 1731 and encodes 576 amino acids. The record is from RefSeq and is a predicted model, not a curated record. Gene Ontology annotation, molecular function: rRNA methyltransferase activity; histone H2AQ104 methyltransferase activity; RNA binding. The transcript is spliced from 5 exons.